AUGGAAGGUUCUAUAUGGGGAGCUUCGGAGUUUCCGUGCACGGAGGACCAACAGGUUGAACCGACAUUCCCAAAUCAGGAACAGGGCUAUUUGGGCCCAUAUCAUUCCUAUGCACUGAUGACUGCUACUCCAUAUCCUUCCCGGUCAGCAUCCGGCAUGGUGCACGCAGAUCCAACCAUCCCCGAUCUUUCACCCGCCUUCUUGCCCUGGCUGAUAGAUGACAAUAUACCGACACAUAUCCCAGCCCAUGGCAAUAACGUUAACACUCAAUUAACCCCGGCCACGUACAAUUCAUCUCAGGGUCAUCCCCAAGAGCACCCUCACAUCCCGAGCCCUAAUAUCCAGCAUCCAUCUCAGCCACCGACCAACAACCAUACUAGAACAAUUGAUCAGAAAGCCAAGACCCAGUCCAAAACAGCCAAAUCCAAAACCAACAGCUCAACCAAGCCAAAAAAGUGGCGCUGCGACCGGAAGGGCUGUAAAUACAAGGGCACGUUCGCCCGCAAAGCAGAGCUGAAGCGCCAUAUUGAAUCCUUGCACGUUGCCCCUGGUUCGCAUGAGUGUCCGUUUUGCGGGAGGCAGCAUAAUCGUAAGGAUAAUCUUACUUCGCAUUUGAAGACUGUGCAUUGA
Messenger RNA from Aspergillus pseudotamarii, 630 nucleotides. RefSeq lists its product as uncharacterized. The record is from RefSeq and is a predicted model, not a curated record. The transcript is spliced from 2 exons. Bases 1 to 630 code for a protein of 209 amino acids. NCBI's taxonomy places the organism in Eukaryota, Fungi, Ascomycota, Eurotiomycetes, Eurotiales, Aspergillaceae.